UACCAAGCAGUUGAUUCUAAGCAAUUGACGGAGCCGGACGCUCACUCCGCCUGCCCUGGAAUAUUGAUAAUUUUGUUCUUUUUCGCUCUCUCUUUAACUCUCUUGUGUAAUUGUGCAAUUGGUGUUCUUGUGACAGUUGCAAGAUUUACACCGAAACAGAAACGCGGUAUCGGAUCGGUAUAGGGAUCCGUGAACUAAAAGUGAUCGUAGACAACGAUUUUAUCUAUAAGCUGUCGUGUAAGAUGUCAUCGCAUGUGCCGCCAGUGUUUGCUCUGAUCUUCCUGAUCUCUCUUGGCUGUGUGACGUCACAGCGCACGUCAUUGGAUGUGGCUCUGAGGAAUGUCUACCGUCCGUUGCGUCUACUUGGCCUUGCCUUCACAGGGAGAUCUGGCGACGAUAUACAAAACGUGCAGCGCGUGCGAAAUGCAGGGAAAACCCAAAAAUCGAAUCCGCGGACUCGGGCCUUGCUGCAGUUCUGUGAUGCCGAGCAUGGGCCUGGAAAACGCAGCGAAGAGCGACCGACGAGUGUGCAUCGUUUGCGUCCUGGGGAUAUCGAUGUAAUCGGCGCCAUGGGCGAUUCGCUUACAGCAGGCAACGGCGUAUUUGCCACCAAUCUGCUGCACGUGACCGUGGAGAAUCGCGGCGUGGUGUGGUCGAUUGGGGGACAACACAACUGGCGAAAGUAUCUGACGUUGCCCAACAUUCUCAAGGAGUUCAAUCCGAAUCUGUAUGGGUACGCGAUCAAGGAUGGCAUAUCCACCGAUCGGUCAUCUCGCUUCGAUGUGGCCGAGCUGGCAGCCAUGUCCAGGGACAUGCCUUAUAUGGCUACGGUUCUGGUGAAACGAAUGCAGCGGGAUCCUAACGUGAACAUGACCAGGGACUGGAAGCUGGUCACCCUCUUCAUUGGGAACAACGACUUCUGCACCGACAUCUGCUACUAUCCGGAGCCGGAGAUGACGAUUAAGUGGCAUGAACAGAACAUGCUCAAGACCUAUCGUUAUCUCCGGGACAAUGUGCCCCGCCUCAUGCUGAAUGUGGUCCCUGCACCGAACCUCCGUUUUCUCACAAACCUGUCGGGCCUCCCAUCCGCCUGCUACACCACUCUGCGCUUCGAGUGCCCCUGCCUGAUGGGAAAGGGCAAGGGACGCUUGGACUACCUGGAGGGUAUCAUGAAGCGUUGGAUUGCAAAGGACUCGGAGAUUGCCAGCAGAGAGGAGUUCAGUACGGAGACUUUCACAAUCAACGUGCAGCCGUUCUCACAGUUUCGGGACUUUCCCCGCACUCGCUCCGGCAUGACGGAUACGCGCUUCUUCUCCGAGGACUGCUUCCACCUUAGCCAACGGGGCCACGCCGCUGCGGCCAACUCAAUUUGGAACAAUAUGCUCGAGCUGCCGGGCGAGAAGAGCGGCUUUGCCACCCAACUCUUUGAGACCUUCCACUGUCCCACCGAGCAGCGUCCAUUUCUCAUAACCCGGGAGAACAGUUCUCCGGACUUUGUGAUCUAACUUAAUGUGUGUUUGAGCUCUGUGAAUUUCCUGUGAUAUCUUGCCUAAGUCUUUUUUCCAUAUUCGUAUAUUCUAUGUACAUACAUAUAUACCUUAAACUUGUAUAAUACUUUUAUUUGUAGCUCAAAUUAGCGCCUUGAUAAAUGUAACUACGUGUACCCGAUGAGAAAUUGCACCUCUUCGAGAAUCAAUAAACUAAACAAAAUGAUAUUAA
Drosophila guanche is the source of this 1719-nucleotide messenger RNA. RefSeq names its product phospholipase B1, membrane-associated. The record is from RefSeq and is a predicted model, not a curated record. NCBI's taxonomy places the organism in Eukaryota, Metazoa, Arthropoda, Insecta, Diptera, Drosophilidae. Gene Ontology annotation, biological process: phospholipid metabolic process. The transcript is spliced from 4 exons. Gene Ontology annotation, molecular function: glycerophospholipase activity. The coding region runs from base 243 to 1505 and encodes 420 amino acids.